This is a messenger RNA of Phascolarctos cinereus (koala), 2540 nucleotides long. RefSeq names its product cholinergic receptor nicotinic beta 3 subunit (gene CHRNB3). Gene Ontology annotation, cellular component: postsynaptic membrane. NCBI's taxonomy places the organism in Eukaryota, Metazoa, Chordata, Mammalia, Diprotodontia, Phascolarctidae. Gene Ontology annotation, molecular function: acetylcholine-gated monoatomic cation-selective channel activity; transmembrane signaling receptor activity. Gene Ontology annotation, biological process: monoatomic ion transmembrane transport. The record is from RefSeq and is a predicted model, not a curated record.
AUGGUGUUCCCAGAUUUUUUUACAGUACUUCUCAUCCUGGCUGUGAGCUCCUCAGCCUCUCAAGUCUUCGGUUCCAUAGCAGAAACUGAAGAUGCCCUCCUGAGGAACUUAUUCCAAGGGUACCAGAAAUGGGUUCGCCCUGUAUUGAAUGCCAAUGAUACCAUAAAAGUGUAUUUUGGAUUAAAAAUAUCUCAGCUAGUGGAUGUGGAUGAAAAAAAUCAGCUGAUGACAACAAAUGUAUGGCUUAAACAGGAAUGGAUAGACCACAAAUUACGCUGGAACCCUGAUGAAUAUGGUGGAAUCAGCUUCAUUAAAGUUCCGUCUGAAUCUCUUUGGCUUCCUGAUAUAGUUCUUUUUGAAAAUGCCGAUGGACGCUUCGAAGGCUCUCUAAUGACCAAGGUCAUAAUAAGACACAAUGGAACCAUUGUUUGGACUCCUCCAUCCAGUUACAAAAGCUCAUGCACAAUGGAUGUGACAUUUUUCCCAUUUGACCAACAAAACUGUUCGAUGAAGUUUGGUUCCUGGACUUACGACGGCACCAUGGUUGACCUUGUUUUAAUUGAUGAGAAUGUUGACAGGAAUGACUUCUUCGAUAAUGGAGAAUGGGAAAUACUUUAUGCCAAAGGCAUGAAAGGAAACAGAAGGGAGGGUUUGUAUUCUUACCCAUACAUUACAUAUUCUUUCGUUCUGAGGCGCCUGCCUCUGUUCUAUACCCUUUUCCUCAUCAUUCCCUGUCUUGGAUUGUCUUUCCUGACGGUCCUUGUCUUUUAUUUGCCUUCUGAUGAAGGAGAAAAACUCUCACUCUCCACAUCGGUUCUAGUUUCCCUGACCGUUUUUCUCCUAGUGAUUGAAGAAAUCAUCCCAUCGUCUUCCAAGGUCAUCCCUCUGAUUGGGGAAUAUCUGCUGUUCAUCAUGAUUUUUGUCACCCUGUCCAUCAUUGUCACGGUCUUUGUUAUCAAUGUUCACCACCGCUCUUCUUCCACUUACCAUCCCAUGGCCCCUUGGGUAAAAAGAUUGUUUCUCCAAAAACUCCCCAAACUUCUGUGCAUGAAAGGCCCCAUUGAUCGCUACCCCUUCCCAGAUGGGGUAGAAAGCCAGCCAGAGGCUAAAGCAAAAAUGCCAGCAAAGCAGAAGCAGAAGCAGAAGCAAAUGAAAGAUGGAGAAAAGGUACUGGUUGCCUUUUUGGAAAAGGCUGCUGAGUCCAUUAGGUACAUCUCCAGGCAUGUGAAAAAAGAGCAUUUCAUCAAUGAGGUUGUCCAGGACUGGAAGUUUGUGGCUCAAGUCCUCGACCGUAUCUUUCUUUGGCUAUUUCUGCUAGUAUCGAUAACAGGGUCUGUCCUGAUAUUCACUCCUGCUUUGCAGAUGUGGCUAAACAGUUAUCACUAAAAAUAAUUUUCUGUGAUGGUUUCAAUAAUGCCAUAAGGAUGAAGCUAUCUCUUAGAAUCAAUAUUUAAUUAGUAUAUAUUCAGGAGCAGAAGGAGCAUGCUUAUGAAAAUGACCUUGAUCAUAAAAAGGUCCUGGCUCAGAAUACAUUCCUGCCCAGCAGAGAAACUUCCUGAAUACGGGUUUACCAAUAAAUGAUUUUGUAUUCUUGGGUCCCCAUUGGAGCGAAGUAUGUACAAAAAGGAGGAAGCUUCCUCAAGCUCCCAGUCAAAGCUACAACUAAGGUGGAGUGGCCAGAGCUUUGGUCAAGAGUGGCAAGAUUUAGAAGGAGUACUAAUAGUGCUUUUAGUUUUUCAAGAGCAUAGAAACAACUGAGCUGAACGCCUAGCUAGCAGGAAGAAUUAAUUAAAAUGAGCAGCUAUCAAAUGACCAAACUCCUCCCCAUAGUGGCUGCAGCCCAGGUGAACUCUUGUCCAGUUCAGCCCUGCUUUGUCUGCUCCCUCCUCCUCAAUCAGCAGCUUCUGCAGCAGCAGUCUUCUCUUGUCUGUCACCUCCUAUUAACUGAAUCGAAGGCAUUUUCAGAGUAGGUUAGGUUACACUUGCCCCAGACAAAAACUGCUGGUCAUCCCUCUGCUUCCACUUUUAAGGUAUUUGUCUUAUCCAGAGACAGUUUGGUGUUGGAGACGGGUUAGGAAUACAGGUGCCCAAAGAGUAGGAACCUGAUGAAGCCCCAGGGAAGAUGGGGAGGCCUCAAGGUCUAUGGGCACCUGUGUCCAUUGGCUUUUCCUAGCAGUUUUGAGCAGGAAACAGUCGUAGAAUUGAGGGUUUGGGCUUUGCUUCUCACUUCUCUAGCACCUGAUAGGGAAAAAGAUGCUCACCUUUUUCGGUAAAAAAAGAUGAAUUGUGACUAUACCACAAUAAAAUCGAUCUUUAAACUACUCUGAGAGGCAGGUUGGAGUAGCAAACAGAAAGUCGGUCUGGGAGCCAGGAAGACCUGGUUUCAAAUCCUGCCUCUUACACACACAGGUUAUAUAAGUCACCUAUCCUCUCCUUCUCCCACCCACCUCUCUAAGGCUAUAUAAUACAGAGAAGGUGAUAGGUGAUUUGCCUUGAUAAAAAAAAGUUCCUUACCCUGAGAUUCCCGUACUGAUGAUAUA